AUUUCUGUUUAUUAAUCGUGGAAAUCGAUCGUCCGCCGGAUUACAGAGCUCGACGGUCCAGAUGAGCGCUAUGCGUUCAUGGAAACGAAGAUUAGAUGGAAUUGAGUCGAUUAAUUGGGUGUUUUCCUCAGCCGUCCGAUGUGAGAGGGCGUCCGAGCGGACGGUAUCCAGGAGUGAGGGAGUCUAAUACAUACGAGACUGUCCGCUUGACACAGAGCACCGAGCAUCGAAGAGUCUUGUGUCCCCCACGCACCAAAGCUUCACUCUUGCCAUCUCGUCUCUCUGUCUUCGUCUCCGCGUCCCCGCUCGACUCUUCUCCCUCGUUGAGCCGUAUCGCCUAUCUGUCAACAUGGGUGCCAAGGUAUACCCCGAGGUGAGCGAGGAGUACAAGGUCGCCGUCGAGAAGUGUAAGAGGAAGUUGAGGGGCUUCAUUGCAGAGAAGAACUGUGCACCUCUGAUGGUCCGGUUGGCAUGGCACUCUGCUGGAACUUUUGACCACAAGACCAAGACCGGAGGUCCCUACGGAACCAUGAAGAAUGCCGAGGAGUUGGCCCACGGAGCUAACGCAGGUCUGAACAUCGCCGUCAACCUGCUCGAGCCCAUCUACCAGCAAUUCCCCGUCCUCUCAUACGCCGACUUCGUUCAGCUCGCUGGAGUCGUUGCCGUCGAAAUCACUGGCGGACCAACCAUCGACUUCCACCCCGGUCGCGAGGACAAGAAGGAUUCUCCCCCAGAAGGCAGACUUCCCGACGCCAGGAAGGGCCCAAGCCAUUUGCGCGACGUUUUCUACGCCUAUGGAUUGAACGACAAGGAGAUCGUUGCACUCUCUGGUGCCCACACCUUGGGACGUGCCCACAAGGAACGCUCUGGAUUCGAAGGACCGUGGACUCCCAACCCACUCAUCUUCGACAACUCCUACUUCACCGAAUUGCUUACCGGAGAGAAGGAAGGACUCUUGCAGCUGCCCUCAGACAAGGCACUUCUUGAAGACCCCAAGUUCCGAGAGUUCGUUGACUUGUACGCAAAGGACGAGGACGCUUUCUUCGCUGACUACGCCGAAGCACACCAAAAGCUUUCUGAGCUAGGAUUCGCUGAGGAGUAGAGAAGUCUGAAAAAGUUACGCCCGCUCAACUCAGUUCUCACGUACACUCCUGCAGCUACCUGUGAGACCAUUCGAGCUCUCCAAGAACACUCAUGAAAUCAAGUCAUGGCUUCCGGGUACUGAAGACAGCACGCUAAUUUCACCUGUGAUUAAUCUUCGCCCAGAUUCGCAUACUUAUAUAUUCUUAGAACGACACACAUUUUAAAGUUGUGCCCGAUUUUCGUGUAGUCGAUGAGGUGUACUAAAGUCCACGGAUGGUGUGAGUACCUUUGUGGUCCUUCACAGACUUUUGCCAAUAAUACAAGAGCUACUCAGCCGCCGACCUUGGUGUAUAUGAAUAUUUUGCAU
Messenger RNA from Marchantia polymorpha subsp. ruderalis, 1450 nucleotides. Lineage: Eukaryota; Viridiplantae; Streptophyta; Marchantiopsida; Marchantiales; Marchantiaceae. The record is from the annotation of a GenBank genome assembly.